GAACAUUCCAACGCUGUAACAGUCACCAUGGGAAAGCCUAUGGUCUAGUCUCAUUUAUAAGGUUUGAUCUUAGGCGAAAAAUUGAUGGCGAUGAUGCAGACAGUGUCGCACCCCAACGGAGUUUCCUUUUCACUGCUUAAAUUUUCACACACCACGGAUCCAAAGCAAAGCAAAAAAUGGAACUGGAAGCACGAAACUCGCGAUCUUCAGCUCAUAUUUGACACAUAUGGGGGAUUUCCCUCUCGUCAGCGGACAUAUCCUAUGCUGCGCGUUCUCCAAGCAGAUCAGGUCUUGGUAUGAGCCGUCAAAAAUUGCGCUCGUGACUUGCAAUCCUGUUGUGUGUCCCGCUCACUGACAGCAUAGCACGUAGGAACGUGUAGAUCUGUCAUUAAAAAUUCACCAAGCAGCUGACCUGGUCGCUGCGUCACGGAAAGCUGGGAAGCAGCUCAAGGAGCCGGACGAUGUUCCUACUGCGGCUAUCCACAAGCGUUCCAACUGCGCGAUUGCGAUCCGCUACUCAUACUCAGAGACUGAGACGCGUAGGCUACAGUUCAAAUUUGAGUCGGUUCAGGAUUUUGAUCGCGUUCUCUUAAUUCUCAAAGAUCUAGGUUGCUACAUGGUCAGCCCGGGUGUAAAUCCUUUGGGUGAGCGCACAGUGACGCCAAACAGGCCCAGUUCACAACGCUCGUCGUCAGCACAAACAUCAGUCCUCUUUGGCCAUGUAGAUACUGCGCGUUCGCAAGAUCACAAAUUCAGUUCAUCACACGCUACAUCCAGCGAUCUCUUUCGACCUUCAAGUGCGAUCUCUGACACAUUUUCCCUAUCUUCUCAAUUUCAACGGCCGUCAGUACACGCUUACACAACCCAGUUUCCAGAGCUACUUCAGCCUUCCACGCCAUUAUUUCCAAUCCAUGAAGACGACUCGUUCGACGCAGAUCCAGUGGUUGCAAACAUAGGGGGCUUCGAUACAAGGAACCAACGUGUCGACCCAUUAAGAAGACGCGCUACAGCUGUGGAAUCGGAACAAAGCAAGGAACUACGAGCCGAUUCACCCGUUCGUCUCGACACGGCACCGGCCAUUAGCGGACAUGGAUCAACUUGCUCGCCUUCGUCGCGGAUAGCACUCAUGGAACGCCCCUCGACAACUUCAAAGAUGACAAUAGUGCAGCUCGACAGCGACUUGAGCGCCAUGAUUCCGCCACGGCGCGAACUCCCGUUUAAACGUCCAGAGAGUCGACAAUCCGCGUUUUCGCGAGACAGAAGCGCGAGUCGGCCCUCGAGCUCGGCAGAUUUGUCCGCGCUUCCGAAACCUAAUUUCAUUGAACCGGCUCCGAUUGAAAGCGUGAUGCCCACGCGUAAACACGGAACAAGCGCGGAGAACGACUUGACGAGGAACUUAGCCGAGGGCGAGACGAAGAAACGUUACGCGGACACCAAAGAAGCAACAUCCCUUGAUGUGGAUGCAGCUGGUGCCGAAAGACCGAAUACGGCAACAUCGACGCAGAGCAAGAGAAUUCGCCUGGCAAAAGAGACAGGCAUCCGUCUGUCUACCUCUCUCUCGACCCCUUCAGCGAGCAACAACGUCUCAGAUGACGCGCCCAUGACCAGUGAAAAGGCAGCUGGCACGAACAACAUCACUGAUAACCUACGCAACGCCCUCGACCGCGUUGGUUCGGCAAUGACGCCAACAUCACCGCAGAUCGCGUGUCAGCAUCUUGAGAAGGAGAAUCUUGCCAGCUAUGCUGGCAUGCCGUACGAAGAGAGGAUGGCUGUGCUAGAGAAGUUGAUCGUGGAAGGGGUGGCUGACGAGAAUUUCAUCACGCUAUGCGAAGAUGUGUUUGGGUGCUGGCAAAGGAUUGGACUCGGGCGCUGAAGGGCCCGACCACAUGCGCUGAGAUAGGAAGAGUUUUGAAUCACGCUGUCGCUACAGUGAACUACACUCUUGUCUCGAGCCAAGUGGUCUUGGGGUAUUCUACAGAAUACGGAACAGCAAGACGGCGUGUAAGACUAUAUGGAGUUUUAGAAUUGAGCUGAUAGGUUGUUUCGCAACUACGCCGGCUCAUAGAUGGUCAUGAUAUGAUUCACUCAAGUGUAGCCGUCAACUAUGAUACUUGUCCUUGGGCAGAGGCUCCCUGC
This is a messenger RNA of Verruconis gallopava, 2136 nucleotides long. RefSeq lists its product as hypothetical. Bases 617 to 1873 code for a protein of 418 amino acids. Gene Ontology annotation, biological process: reciprocal meiotic recombination. The record is from RefSeq and is a predicted model, not a curated record. The transcript is spliced from 2 exons. NCBI's taxonomy places the organism in Eukaryota, Fungi, Ascomycota, Dothideomycetes, Venturiales, Sympoventuriaceae.